Molecule: messenger RNA, 14758 nt
Organism: Poecilia reticulata (guppy)
Lineage: Eukaryota; Metazoa; Chordata; Actinopteri; Cyprinodontiformes; Poeciliidae
Gene: hydin
Product: HYDIN axonemal central pair apparatus protein
Biological process (GO): axonemal central apparatus assembly; cilium movement
Cellular component (GO): axoneme
Source: RefSeq, a predicted model, not a curated record
CAAAAGCCGUUGCUAUUGAUACAGACUAAACAUCAAUUUCAGCUGGCUGGCGUGUUUUUUUUGUAAAAAUGAAGUUUCUUACACGUUGGUGAUUGUGCUACAGAGUUCAUUCAAAAUGAAAGCAGUUCAGUUUCAGCAGUUGAUCUCUAAGCUUCGCAAACAGAAAGUUCUUGCAAAGGAGGACAAGCCAAGACGGAUGACUCCAUCAGUUUUUAAGCAAGAAAUGAUGCAGUCCUCAGAGGAGCGCCUGAAUAACAUCACAGAGGUCCAUCUGCCCCUCAGGCUCGAGGCUCCAGAAGGCAACACCACUUAUUGCAUGCUGUCCCCAGUAAAACCGGACCGUCCGAUUUUCCAACCUUACCCAUCAGAGCUGGUCUUCCAGAACUUUAUUCCCUUACAAACCUACUGUUUGCCUCUGCUGCUUCUCAACAAUGACCAGGUUGCACACCCUGUGAAGUUGGAGAAGGAUAUUUCAGAACAGUUUUACGUGGCGGGUCCAGAGACUGGAAGAAGCAAAAUAGCACCAGGAAUGACUGCCAGUUUUAUGGUAUUCUUCACCCCACAGGAGAGCAAGGAUUACAGCCACAGACUGAUUUGUGUUUCUCCGAGAGAAUGUUUCGAGAUUCCAAUUCGUGCCAUUGGGCCCCGCGCCAUACUUGACUUUAAAGAUGAGAUUCAUUUACCUACUUGUCUAGUGAAAGCAUCCACAGAGAAAACUCACUUUGUUUGCAACAUAGGCAACUGUAAGGCCAAUUUCAAGUUGCACACAAAAAGUCCUUUUUCAGUGACACCCUCUACUGAUAUUCUCGAUGUUGGGGAAGGCAUCCAGGUGACCGUGAUUUUCCAGCCCAUGAAUGUUGGACAGUUCCAGGAAGACCUUAUUCUGCAGUAUGACACUGGUGAAGAUGUCCACAUCAGUUUGUUUGGGACUUCGGAGGAACUGAACAUCUGUCUUCAACCUGAGCCUGUAAACCUGAAGAAGACUUAUACCUCCCUGACCAGUUCUCAGACAGUUUCACUCACCAACUGCAGUGACAUUCCUCUUAAGUACCAUUGGACAGUGUCGCCAAGUCAGGCAAAAGAUGACCUGUCCUUUUUCAGGGAGAACUCUGUGCUUCAGCAGAAGGAGCAGAAAAGGGACGAAAAUAUGUGUCGACCUAGUCGGUGCGAGUCUGACCCCACAGCGAUCCAUCACCCCCUGCUGCUGUCCCAAAGCCUGCAGGAGAGCAAAAGCCAUGCUGCAGAGGACUGCCCUCCUACACUUUCACUUAGCGGCAUAACAUUGGAGCCGGUGAUGGGAGAGCUCUGGCCUAACACUACAGCAAACUUCCUCAUCGUCUUCAAGCCAGAGGAGGCAAAAGUUUACCAACACACCGUUUAUUGUAAUGUCACAGGCAAGCAAUCUCCAUUACCCCUUCGGAUCAAAGGUGAAGGGCUCGGACCAAAACUCAAGCUCAAUUAUAACCUGAUGGACAUAAGAAAUGUGUUUAUAGGUGACACAGAUCAUUAUGAGCUGCAGAUGACAAACAAGGGACUGAUUGAUGCCCCUUUCAAGUUUUCUCGCCCUAAGACUACGUUUGGCCUGUGUUUUUCCAUCCGGCCCAAGGAAGGUGUCAUUCCCCCUGGGAUCUGCCAGGCUGUAGAAAUCACGUUUCACAGUCGGACCUUGGGAAGCUUUUCUGAGGAUUUGGUGUUAACUGUCACAGGACAGCCGCAAACUCAAAUCCUAACUUUCAGGGGUUGUGUAAUUGGCCCCACGUUCCACUUUAAUGUGUAUGAACUAAAUUUUGGCGACGUAGCUUUUGGUUUUCCAUCCACACAGACAUGUACCCUUUUCAACACAUCAUUUGUUCCAAUGACUUUUGCUUUACAUGUCAUGGGAGACGGGUUAGGACCUCGUAGCAUUACCAGUACCAAACAGGUGUCUGAUUUGUCCCCAAAGAGUUGGCAAGGAUAUCCAACUUGGGACCGUUGUCUUCGACCAGUGGAGUUUACUGUCAGUCCAACAACUGGCACUGUGGAUGCCAUGUCUGAUAUCAGCAUCAAGGUUACCCUGUGCUCAAACACAGUGAAGAAAUAUGAACUGGCGCUAGCAGUAGAUGUUGAAGGUGUUGGAGAGGAAAUCAUGAUUUUGCCUCUCAAUGCCAGGUGUGUUGUGCCUGGGAUUGAGGUUGAACCUGCCAUUUUGGACUUCCAAAGAUGUUACCUGGGUCUUCCCUAUGAAAGAAAUAUGCGGCUGAUCAACUCCAGCAAUCUUCCUGUUUGUUAUGGUGUGCUAGAUCAGGAGAUGGAGGGGAGUACACCAGUACUUUUUGGCAGUUCUAUGCCCAGAGGAAUUCUUUUGGCUGGUAGCUCAAAGGAGAUUCCUGUAUCCAUCGUGGCUUGCGCUUUAGGAAGGAUCCAGAACUCUCUACAUAUUGCUGUGUUUGGCAGCCUUCAACAGCCUCUGGAGGUCCUUCUGUCAUGUGUUGGACAGGGACCCAUUGUUUAUGUUCCCAUCUCACACCUGAAGUUUGGCAGCAUUCCCGUCCUGACGGAUACUACUCGAACACUGCACCUUCUCAAUCAAUCUCCCAUUCCUGCUCACUUCAACAUCAGUUUGAUCCAUGAACAGUCCUACUGGCGUGUUCACCCUAGUGAAGGAGUAGUGCCACCUGAGAGCCAGAUGGAGCUAAAGAUAGUAGCAAAUUUGAAGGACACACUUCACUUUACAGACAAGAUGGAAGUUUCCAUACGGGACAACAGAACACACAGUGUCUCACUGUCAGCCACAGGCACUGGGACAACUAUUGUCAGCAACAAACCUUUUGGUCCUAAUCUUGACCUGGGCACACACUUCUACUUUGUUCCAUACGAGUACAAAUUCAAGCUGACCAACCGUGGUCUGCGGCAUCACCGGAUGUUCUGGAAGAUUGGUGGCUUCCUGGCUUCUCCAAAACAACAAAUAAACUUCUCUGGCAGAACAGCGUUACCUCCAAUCAGCUUUUCUAUGCAGAGAAAUUCUGUGAGACGUAAACCUACACCAUCCACCAACAGAGAAAAAAAUGUGUUYAGCCUCAGUCCCGCUUGUGUGGACCUUUCUCCGGGCUGUUCUGUUGACAUGGUACUCACAGCGUCCGCGGACUCCCCCAAGAUUUUUCAUGAGCGUCUGGUGUGCGACAGCAUCAUUGGUGGCCACGGCUGUCAGCAAACCAUCAUGUCUGUGGAAGCAAUGUGUCGUUUUGUUGCUCCAUCGCUUAAUAUUUCCUCAGAGCAUCUGAACUUUUGCGUAAAGAAGGUUAAGGGGAAGUCCCUGUUGCCUGUAUAUGAGAAGCUGGUCUUGCAAAAUGCGUCGUCUUUGCCUCUGUCCAUGGAGCUCAUUCUUCCGAAGCACUUCUUUCUGUGUCAGACUCCAGGAGAGCACAGCUCAACUUCAACCAAGGUUUUGGUUUUAGAGGACAAGGGUCAAUCUGAGUUCUGGGUUUGCUUUGAUCCAUCUUUCUGUACGGACUUUAUGCACCGUAUUGUGGAUGAGACGCUUACAAUAAAUUACUUGGACCUCCCACAACAAGAAUGUGUGAAGUUGUAUGCUGAGGUUUACUUUCCGAACGUUCAGUUUUCUUCAACCAUUGUGGACUUUGGUUGCUUGCAAAACUGCUCAGAGAUAAAGAGAAGGAUAACAAUGACAAACUGCUUUCAGCUGCCGGUGUGCUACAACUGGGUUUUUAUGGAGUACCCAAAACGGCGUCAUAGGAGAAAAUCAGAAGUGGCAAAAGUAUCAUUUAAGCAUCGAGCGAGUGAGACUGAAUCUUCUCCGUUGCCUGUGUGCCUCAGUCCUGAAGCAGACGACCAGAGCAGCAUACUACAUCCUGUGAAUGUGGAAGAGGUUUUUGACAUCUUACCAGUGUGUGGCGUAUUGCAACCUCAAGAAGAGCAGCUUGUCACUUUCUCUUUCUUUGGUCAUGAGAACAUCAGGAGAGAGGUGGUGGCUCAGUGCUAUGUUGAAGAUGGACCAACAUAUGAAAUCCAACUCAGAGGAGAAGCCUCAGCAAUCUCUUAUAGUCUUCAGUCCUCCCAUCUUGACUUCGGCUCUCAGCUCUUUCACUGUGUCAGUGAAGUUGAAAUGUGUGUUAGGAAUACCGGCAAAGUGGACUUUGACUUCAACGUCACAUAUUUUCCAAAUGCAAAGGAGAACGAAGGGGUUGAUAAAGGAGAAGUGCUGAUUAAGGCAGAUGAUGAGGACAGAGAUGCACAGCAAUUAAAAGGAAAUGGUGAACAACACGAGAGGCUGAAGAUCAGACCUGGGUGGCCCGUAAUUAUUCCAUCUGUGGGUAACAUUAGUGCUGGUUCAGAGAAGCACCUGCGUGUACUUUACCUGCCUGGCAUCCCUGAAGUGUUUAAGAAGCAGUUUCAGCUCCAGGUGGCUUUCUUACCUCCGCAGGAGGUCACGCUAACCGGGGUGGGAGUGUUCCCAAGAAUCCAACUGAAUUUGCCACGAAACUUGUCAGAGCAGUGCUACAGAGAUGUGGUGCAACAGGCCCAAGAAACUGUGAAAGCACAGAGGGUCAGUCAGGAGCUAACACUUGGAGGAGGAGCUGGACAACAGCCUAAUCAUGGACCAAUGAGUGAAGAGUUGAUCCAAGUGGAGGUUGAGAGACUGCUAGUGAAAGACAAUGCCCAUGUGCCUUACAGGCCGUGGGAGCUCAGUGACUCACAAAGUUCUCUGUCACAGUGGCAGGAUUUACACAAUUUCAAGCUUCCACCAUAUGUGCUGGAUUUUGGUGUGGUGUUCCCAGGCAAAAUCUUCAGUCAGACAGUGAACAUCUUAAACAAUGGAAAAAUACCAGUGUCCUUCCGUGCCUACCACAAACAUCUAGCAGGCACAGGCUUCACAGUAGAAUUUAAAAACAUAAGGAACCUUCCCAGUGGUGAAAACCACACUUUUACAAUCACGUUUGAUUAUCUCUCUGCCAAAGGAAAGAUGGGGCAGACAAGCAUCAUUCUGCCGAUACAGCUCACAGAUGGUCCAGUGGUGCAGGUGGAGUUGUGUGCAAACAUUACUCUUCCAGCAGUCACUAUCUCAACCGAUCUGCUGCUUUUUGACAAAGUGCAGUGUGGCAUGUGCCAGAUCCAAAAGAUGCAGCUGAAAAACUGUGAGGCUGUACAAUGUCAUUGGAGGAUAACUGAAGAGAUAAAACCUGUCAAAAAGCAUCAGCAGAAGCCUCCAUCGGUAUUCCAGAUGUUUCCCUCCUGUGGUGUGCUGGACCCUGACAAAUCUGUGACCGUCCAUGUCAAGUUCUACCCUAUUGAGGGGGGUUCAUACAGCAGACGGUUGGUGGUUUAUGUCGCAGACAGCACUGAGCAGGUCUUCAUUACAGCUAAGGGUCAAGCUGAGGAAUCUCUCCUCAAGUUCUGCCCAUCUGUACUGGAGCUUGUACCCUGUCUUCCUUUUAGCACGGAAUCUAAAUCUGAGGUCACAGUGAAAAACACCUCCUCCUUUCCCAUCGAGUUUUACAGCCUUGAGUUUGACACACAGUACAUCAAGGAAGAAGAGAUCCUGCGGGCUAUACCGGAAUAUGAUGAGAACAACAUGCUGCUGCUUCCACCAAGAGCACCUGGAGUGGGCCUUCCUGUGGAGCUGAAUGAAUAUUGUUCUCGGCUAAAAGAUAAUGAGCUGAAUGAAGUCAUAGAGGAUGAUGAAUCAAAGAAAAGUGGCACAGUAAAGGAUGAGGAGAAAUCAGAUGACUUUUUUUUUUCAAAAUUGACCAAAGAGGGAAUCAGUCUGGGAAAGUUAGAGUUGACCCCCAUGGUCAGAGCGAUCGCCCGCUAUAUGGAUCUGGACCUUUCCCUUGAGGGACAAACAGUACAACACAGAGGAAUUGCCAUCAUUGUAUACGGAGCCCCUAUGACAGAUAAACACAACUUGGCAGUGGCUCUGGCGAAUCACUAUGGGACAGCAUGCUUGAGCAUUGAUGGUGUGGUCACAGAUGCAAUUCAAAAUGGCACUUCUCCAGUAAGGCAGCUUUAUGAUACUGCGCUUGCUGAAUAUGAACAAAAAUGGGGUCCAGAAGCUGCCAAGUUCACUGAAGAAAAGAUGCAAACAAAACAUGCCGCAUAUCCUGACAACUCAGUUCAGCGUGCAACUCCAGUUCAGCGUGUAACUCCGGUUGGUACUGUGGAAGUUCCCUUGGACCAUACAGAAAAGCACCACCCUAGAAAUCCCAGUUCAUUUUACCACCAAAAGUCAGAAUUCUCAGCAAGAGAAUCCAAUGUGAAAGGCAAUUUGCAGCCAUUCCGUUUCUUCCCAUCUGAAAGCCAGGUUUCUGAAAUCCUUUUGGAACGUUUUCAGUUAAACGAUUGUCAACGUGGAGUAGUCAUCAGUGGCCUGGAGUCUAUUUACACCCACUCUCUACCAAGCUCGCUUCAAGCUGUGCUCAAAGCAUUCUGUAACCGGAAGCACAUCUAUGUAGUCUACUUAUAUGACACCUUCGAUGCCCUGACAAUACGUGAAGGACUACAAAGACAAGCUGAGGAAGCCUUGCAGAAAGAGAUGGCUGAGAGAGAGGAGAGGUGGUUCUGGGAGUUGGAUCAGGAGAUGUUCGAUGCUUUGCCUGACGAUCAGAAGGCCGAUAUUACCCAGCGACACUUGCAGACACUCCGACUGAAAAAGCAGAGAAGGGAGCUUGAGCAGAAGGCAAAGGAGGAGGAAGAAAGGAGGCUGCAAGAGGAAAUUCUCAAGUCGAAAGAAAAGGAAAAGAAAAAGAAGAAAAAGGAUGAAAAGUUAGAAACUGCUGAAGUUCCGAAGACGAAAAACUCAGUAGAAUUAAAACAGUGUCCUGCGGAUGAAAGACGGAUUGAGUUUGAAAAAUUUGAUCAGAUCCAUACAAUGCUGGAUCAGAUCCUGCAGCAGUGGGACCGGGCCCAGAGCUUGCUCCUGGAUUCUCGUCAUGCUGAGGAAAAUAUGCCAGGUUCAGAUGAAUCCAUAACAGAGAAAAGAUAUUCACACGUGAGUAAGAGAACAAAGAAAGGCCCCAUGAAAGCUGUCCAGAGAGCACCGGACAGCAUCCCUCACAUUGUGACACAUGUGACACAAAGUGGGAGUAGUAGUUGCACAGACCUGCUUAAUAACAGUAUACUUCCUUCUCUUGAAGAGAUAGAGGACGACUUGGGUUUAGGACCAAAUGGCUCUCUGGUUGCUCCCCCAACUACUCUCUCUGUCGUUGCUUUCCCUAAAUACAGGGAACAACUUAAAGUUAAUCAGACAUGUUUCACCUUCCAGAAUCCCUUUGAAUGUGAUGAGGAUUAUGUGAAGAAAGAUCUAGAGGAAUCCUCACAUAAAAAAUAUUCACAGGAAAGGGCAGCUAAACGUCACAAGGAUUACAAGACCAAAGACAAAAAGGGCAAAGAUGCUCAAACACCCACGAGAAAACAUUUCAAGACGAUAAAAUUGAGGAGUUCAGAGAGUUUGACCACAUAUCGCUGGGUUGUACCUGCUGGCGGUGAGGUGCUUCUGAAGAUCUGGUUCUACUCUGAAUCACUAGGAGUUUUUGAACAGGUCUUCAAUUUUGAGACAGUGGGGAACCGCAAUCUUUACCAACUCAAAUGCAAAGGAAUUUGCACCUAUCCCUCCAUCUCCACAGACUACAAGAUUGUUUUUGCUCACUCUAACAAGGUACCACAAGAGAAAGAAGGCCUUCAGAAGACCUAUAUAAUCAAACCUGGUUACUUUGAGUUUGGGCCUUUACUUUGCAGCAAAACUAGAGACAGGUAUAAGAAAAACACAUAUCCAGAAAACUCUGAGAGGCUGGACAUUUGUAACGACUCUGGCAUGGAGGCAGAGGUUACGUUCAGUUUCCAACAAGACACUCAGGGCACAACGUAUCUGCUAGAUCCCUCUACAAUGACUCUCUCACCAGGACAGAAAGAAGUGCUGACAGUCUAUGCAUAUCCAACAAAACAGGGACAGAUAAAAGACAGCAUAAUUUGUAGUAUCAAGGACAAUCCUGAGCCUGUGGCCAUCCAAAUCUCUUGCUGGGGCGUCCGGCCAGAACUCGAGCUGGACAGCACCCAUUUAAACUUCGGCAAGAUUCUGCUGCACAAGAAAGAGAGUCGUGGCAUCAUGAUGGUUAACAAGACUGUUUUGCCACUAUCUUGGAUGCUUCAGGGCUUGGAAACCUUGGGUGACGAGUUUAUAGUGCUACAAGAUCAAGGAGUCAUCCAGCCAAACUCCUGCUGCCCUCUCUGUUUGCAGUUCAAGGCCAGGAAGCCAGUCCUUGUUAAGAAAAUCUUGCGUCUCGAGGUAUACGAUGUGGAGAAAAUUAUUGGAAUCCUGCACACUGAAAACUUAACAAUUCAUGCUGAAGCCUAUGAUGUAGAUCUGAAGAUCGAACCAGCUGCUAGUUUGGACUUUGGGAUCCUUAGAGCCUUUGAAGAAAGCAAACAUCAGCUAAAGCUGACAAACAAAGGAAAAUAUGACUUAGCCUUCAAAUUUACAAUUCGACCUCCUAACCCAAAGCUUAACACCACAGAGUCCAUGUUCUCAGUGGCUCCACCAACCGGUACUCUGUCGGCCCGUGGGAAGUUGGCAGCAGCAGUAGUUUCCUGCAAACCUGAUAAGGAAGUCAAUUUGAAAGAAGAACCCAUCAUUAUUUGUCAGAUCAUUGAACCCAGCAUUAAAGGAGGAGAAACCAUAGCCAGCAUUGACAUCAAGAUUUCGCUGCAGUCUGUUUUCUCCAGAUAUAAAAUAACACCUGCAUGCGACAUUGAUUUUGGCCCAAUGGCUUAUGGCUCCGACAAAACCCAGAGCUUCACAAUAGAUAACCACGGACUCUUCCCAUUCCAUUUCACCCUAACUCGCAUAUUCUCAGAGUUUAGUAACCAUAUCAAGGUUGGAGGAAGAUCUAGGGUGCCAGCAAGAGAUUGUGGUUCAUCAAAGUCCAUCAGUGGCACUCUCGAAGCAAAACAAGAUCAUCACAGAGAAUCGGGUUCUCGGGAUGCUUCCCUCAACUUGGGCAUUUUCUGCCUGUCUCCCUGCAGUGGAAAUGUGCAGCCUGCGACUCAGCAGCAGAUAAGCGUUGUCUGUUUAGCUGACCAGCUUGGCAUUUGGAACCAGGGCCUGCUUAUUGACAUCGCUGGCCGUGACCUCUCAGAACAGCCUGACGGUAUCGCAUACAGACUGCUGGCUGAGGUUUGCAAACCAGGCAUCGUGAUAGAUCCGGAGUACAUCUUUGAAGAACACUACUUGUGUCAGAACAGUGACCAGCUGUCCUCAGAGCAGUUUGCCAAUGCUGAAGGCAUUUUUGUCAUGGAUGAGAAAAAAUUUUGUUUUAACAAAAUUCUAGUGGGGAAAACCUCUAAAGCCCGCUUUAAACUCAUCAACAACAACAAGGUCCCUUGUACAAUUAACUUGGCCAUCAAAAAUAGUGGAAGUAAGGCGCCUCGACAAGUAUUUGACUUGUCUGCAACAACGCUGAACAUAUUGAACCAGUCACAUACUUAUGCUGUGGUCACCUUCACACCACUGGCAAUCCGGCCAUACAGUGCUGCGGUGGAAAUUACAACCAAGGGGCUCUCCAGAUCAAAACACACAUCAGUUAACCAAACCGUGGAGUUCCAGUUAAGUGGGGAGGGGACUCUCCCCAGUGUCUGCGUCCUGCGUCCAGCUCGGGGAGGGAGAGGGAGCAAGGGAGAACCAGUGAUGCAGUUCAGACGAAGUUUGGUGGGCAGAAGACACGCUUUACCUUUGGUGCUUCUCAAUGAUGGGGAUAUAGAAGCGCAAGUACAAAUUGUAUUGGUGGAUGAACAUGGUGUGUUUACAAUAAAACCUCCUCCGGGCGACACCAAAAGCACUGUUCAGUGCGAACCACUUCAGCAACCUCCUCCAUCAGACAUUGGUUCCCAUGUUCCAGAGGGUCAAAUGGUCCACAAAGCCACUGUGAGGCUUAACGUGAACGAAGAGAAGAGUUUUGCGGUCAGCUUUUGCUCCAACGAAUCUGUUAGAGUUGAUACGUCAAUGGCAGUGCAAGUGAAGGACAACCAGUACAGUAACACCAUAGUACAUGUGAUGGCAGAGACUUAUCAGGAAAUGGUGUCUCUCGAUAACAUCAGCAGCUCACCGCAGGAUGAAGAAGAUGAAGCGGAAGGUUUAUGUGAGGUGCUUCAUUUUGGUGACUGCUAUAUAGAUUGUAAAUACCAAGAAAGCUUCACUAUGACCAACCACAGCAAAAACCAGGUGGUGAAGUUCGAGUGGCCUUCCAGUGAACCAAAUGUCACAUUUUCACCAGAGGUUGGGCACCUUCAUGCUAUGUGCUCUAAGGAAGUGACCGUCACCUUCUGGUCCAGGCAGCCACUGACUCUGAAGCAACAAAUGACUUGUAAGAUUAGUGAGGUGGAGUUCAAGCAACCGAUAGAGGAGGUGGCCGACUGGGAUGACCGUCAUAGAACGGCGACAUGGCAAAGUGCUUCAGACAGGGUUUUAAAAGAGUCUCGACAGCUUGACAGUAAAAAGGUGAUUGAGACGAAUCCUGAACCUCUCUGUUCUGUGAUUGAGGGCUCUCAGUGGAGUCUGGAUUUGGAAAUAAGGGCAAUUUGUGAUUACUCAAAGUUCAGCUGCUGCAGCAGCAGCAACAUCCAGUUUAAAGACACCGUGCUUUUCCAAACCGAGCUCCACCAACUGCAGAUUAUCAAUGAGGGCAAUGUGGAAGUGGAUUUCUCCUGGCAAGUCCAAAUGGAUUCAUGCAGUGAGGUUACAGAUCUUAAAGAAGAAGAGUGCGUGUCAUUGGUGACAGAUGGGAGCUGGAGUUCUCAUCCUGACAACAGUUCAGACAGGCCUUCCAGUAAUCGGAGCAAUGCAGUGUCACCACUCAUGGGAAACCCUGAAUUGGCUCCAUUCACUGUGGAGCCCAGAAUUGGGACCAUAGAUCCUGGUGUUACCCAAACCUUUAAUGUUUGCUUUUCACCUGUGGAAGUAUCACAAUUUCAGGGCAGACUGCUCUGCAGUAUUCCAAACUUGGAGAAUGGCAACCAACCUCCUUGUAUCACAGUGUGUGGUAAAAGCCUGUUGCCUGAUAUCCAUUUUGAUUUGAAGGACUCAGACUACAUGAGUAGUAGCCGCCACAGCCCCAAGUUCAACCAGCCUCUGGAUCCUAGCACUCGAGUUUUAGAGUUCAAAUCCCUUGGCUUAUCAGCACCCAUAACAAGGUCGUUCAAUGUGAUUAACCCGACCAAGACGGCUUACUCAUAUAAAUGGAGGUGUUACGACAAAGCGUCCAGUUCUUUUCGUUGUCUAAAUUCUUUUGGGACCAUCCCACCAGGGGUGAAAGUGGAGAUGUGUUUUGAAUAUGUUGCUGAACACCAGGGGUCAGUGGAGUCACUGUGGAGUUUCUUGAUUGAGAAUAAGUCAUUGUCUUUUCCCUUCUUAUUCGUGGGAACUUAUAGAGAACCAUGCAUCUAUCUUGACAAACCUUAUCUUGACUUUGGGGAUGUGAUUGUUGGCCAUAUGUUGGAGCAGACAAUUGAUCUGGUGAAUGCAGAGGAAGAACCUUUCGACUUCUCUGUCCUGCCGGUGUCUCUUGUCACUGAAGAUCAUCAGGGCAGGCUGAGUUUAAAGCCCAUGGAUGGCAUAGUGAUGCCCAAGAAUAGGUUACCACUGUUGGUGAGCUUCACACCUUCCUCAAAGGGAUAUAUAAACUUCAAACCGAUCUUGAAAGUGAAGAGGAAGUCAGAACCACUUUCAUUCAACGUUAAGGCUGAUUGUUUCUCCAUGCCAGUUUCAGUUCAGAUUCAGGAGCCAGACGGGAAUCUCAGAGAGCUCUUCCCUAACCAGGAAGAUACACUAGACUUUGGAAAGGUGGGCAUUUCAGAACUAUCUACCUACAAUUUCCUGGUGUUCAAUCUUUCAAGAUUUAGACUGGAAGCCAGCUUUGAGUUGACAGGUCUCGGAGAGAAACUUCAGCAAUUAAAGGUGAAUCCUCUAAAUGGCGUUAUCCAGAUUGGGAAGGAGCUCAAGGUAUCAGUGGUCUUUUCCCCUAAGAGCGUGUGCAACCUCCGCGGUGUCAAACUUAUUGUCAGGGUGAAGCCCGGUCCAACCUAUACUCUUUCCAUUAAAGGCAGAGCCGUUGCACCCAGCCUUGACUUCUCCUUCACAAAGUUUAACUUUGGAAUGUGUUUCCUGUUCUGUCCGGGUAUGGUACCACCAUCCCACACUCUUCUCAUUCACAACAAAGACAGUACCGAAGUCAGUGUCCAGUGCCAGUUUCAAAACACAUCAAUCUUCAAGGUGGACUUCCAGCCAGAUAUUUUGAGACCUGGUGGUAUUAUGGCGGUACCAAUUACCUUCUGCCCCCAGAAGACUUGUCGUUAUAGUGGAAAGCUCCUUUUUGUCUUAGACAGUUCUGACACAAAACAAGUGGAGGUAGAAGGAGAAGGGAUUGAAUUAAAGCUGGAAGUGGUUGAUUUCCGACAAAAGAAAAUGAAACUAGGAUGUCUAACAUUGGGUGAAAAAGUGAACAAACAGGUCGUCCUAGCCAAUGACAGCCUCCUAGACCUUUCUUUCGAUUUGAUACUGAACUCAGAUCCUAAUCUAGAUCCAAAGGACCUGUCUGUCAGCCCAUUAGGCGAGAUGAAGCUGAAAUCUUGUGGAGGCUCCUGCAAGCUGCAGAUUCAGUUUUCACCUCAGCAGCACAUUGCUCCUUUUUCUGUCACGCUGCAGGCGGAGUUCAAAGGGUUCUUCCACCACCUGCUGACCAUCGAGGGCUGUUGCAAGGGGGUGGAUGUCAAUUUAGACUGCAGCCAAGUGUCUUUUGGAGCUAUGGUCCAAAACUGCCAGACGAACAGGAGGAUUGUCAUGAUGAACUCUAGUGACACUACUGUCAGAUUUCAUUGGCAAACCCAAGAUUUUCCUGCAGAGUUGUCAGUCACACCAGUAAAAGGAUAUAUCUGCCCAGGCAAGGACUUUCCCUUUGAGGUGACCUUUACCCCUGUGAAGCUCAGUGACGACAUCAGAUACGAGAACCUGUCCUGCUUCAUCGACGGCUCCCCACUUAUUAAGUUGACGGUCACAGGUUCCUGCGUCCCACCUUCCAUCAGCAAAGAGGUGAUAAAUUUCACAUGCCGAGUGCGCUCCUCUCAAACUCAGACACUGUCCGUAACCAACCCUACCUGUGAGUCCUGCAACGUCACACUUGUAAUCAAGGGUGAGCAAUGGAGUGCUGCUCACUUUAUGACUUUUGAACCCAACCAAAGCAAGACAUUUGACGUCACGUACAAACCACUGAGCAUGACGACUGAUGGAAACAAGCACCUGGGAUCAGUUUUUUUCUCUUUUCCUGGUGGGAGGGGAAUUCUGUUCAAUCUGCAAGGAAGUGCGUUUGCCCCAAAAGCAGAGGACCUCAUCUCACAGGAGGUGUCUGCCAAAACCCAAAACUCUGUUCUUCUCCAAGUCAACAACUGGCUCACCAGGCUGCAGAGGUUCUCUGUGCUGCUAGAGGUAGUUAAACCUGACAAACCAGACCUGACUGUGUUCCUCUUAGGAAACAAGUCCAUUGAGGUUCCCGCUUUGGCCAAGAUGGACUAUAAGAUGUUUUUUAAUGCAUACAGAGAGGGAGAAUACACCACAAAGGCGACAUUUCGCAAUGAAACAACAGGGGAGUUCUUGUUCUACCUCAUCAAUUUUAAAGUCGGCUCUCCAGGAGUCCUGGCUACCAUCAACCUGGAGACGCCUGUUCGCAAAGUGGCCUGCGGUGUUGUACAUGUGGAGAACCCCCUAAACAGAGCUACCAGUUUUACCACAGAGUGUAAAUGUACUGAUAUCAAGGCUCCACCUCAGCAGAUCGUUCCGGGACAGUCAAAGGGUUCCCUGAACUUYGAGUAUCUGCCUCUUCAUGUAGGCGAAUCUACCGUACGUCUGACCCUGUGCAGUAGUGACCUGGGCCAAUUUCACUACAAUCUGCUUCUCAAAGCUCUCUCCCCACCACCAGAGGAGACUGUCUACUUCCAGACUGUACUGGGGAGCAGCAACUCUUCUUUCGUUCAUUUUACUAAUUACUCCCAAAGUGCAACCAAGUACAUCUGUAGGAGUGACUGUCCUGAUUUUAUCGUGGAAAAAAAUCUCAGUGUUUUGCCCGGUUUUCCUUCAGGCUCAGAGGUGAAGGUAGAUGUUCGUUUUGAGCCACAUCAGUUGGGCGAGGUGAGAGGGAAGCUCACCUUGAACUCAGAUAUUGGUGGUGAAUACAUAUUUCCUUUGCACGGAGUCUGCACCUUCCCAAGACCUCAGGGCCCGUACAACAUCAAAGGGGGCAGCAACGUCUCCAUCCCUUUCAAAAACGUGUUCCUGAAGACCACGACUUUCUCUUUGAAGGUUGACAACCCAUGCUUUACUGUCAAAGAGAUGGAGAACAUACCCCCCAAAAAGUCACAUAAUAUCGUAGUGUCCUUUGAAGUUCCUUCCGGAGGGCAUCCUGGACCAUGGUUUGGAAAGUUGACUGUCUGCAGACAGAACCCAGAGGCCCGGAGCAAUGCCAUUUCAUGGGUCUUUUACCUGAAGGGUCAGCGGCCUCACUCUUCUUAGGGAAGCAUAAAGAAAACACCUAAGCAGAUAGAAAGUUCUAACCUUCUUUAUUUCAGCUUAGGUUAUCUCUAUUUUGUGAGCUGGGAUGUUAGACUCUUUUGAAAUUAAAGUAUAAAUGUUGAUGCCAAAAAUAUAGUACCUACAAGCUUUAAUUAUUUUGUUUCAAAAUAUAUUCUUUAAAAAACUGAAUAAAUGUUGCAGAGAAGCUCUUCC